This is a messenger RNA of Triticum turgidum subsp. durum (durum wheat), 1149 nucleotides long. The record is from the annotation of a GenBank genome assembly. NCBI's taxonomy places the organism in Eukaryota, Viridiplantae, Streptophyta, Magnoliopsida, Poales, Poaceae.
AUGCCGAUCUCCGCCGGCAUCCGCGCGCCGCCGCAAGGGGCGUCCGUGUACGUCCCCGGGAGCCGGCUCCUCCGCGUCCCCGUUCCUCAACUGGCGGCGGGCGGCGUCCGGCGCAGGAGGCUCGGGGUCGUGGUGGCGGCGGCCUCCUCCGCGGCGUCGCCGGACGAGCUCCACGCGCGCGGGAGGCAUCUCCACGGGUUCCCCGAGAAAUCUUUACUUUGGAACUUGAUAAAAGAUGUAGAACCUUUGGAUCUAAGUGUAGUCCAGAGAGAUGUUCCUCCUGAAACUGUGGAUGCAAUGAAGAGGACUGUUUCGGGCAUGUUGGGUCUGCUUCCGUCUGAUCAGUUCCGUGUUGUCGUGGAGGCCCUUUGGGAUCCCUUCUUCAAGUUGGUGAUAUCUUCAAUAAAGACAGGGUACACUCUAUCUAAUGCUGAAUACAGGCUCUCCCUUGAAAGAAUCCUAGAGUUGUCUGAUGAUGAAACUGAGUGCAAGGAAAGAGAUAGCACUGAAUAUAGUCACAGUGACCUCGGUUUGGGAGGAUCUAUUUUGAGAUUAUCAGAAGAUGAUGAAGCGACUAAUGAAUCAGAAAAGAGGGAUGACAAUUUAUUAUCAGAAAAUAUGGAUGGAUUAGAUAGCUUAAACGCUCAAGCAAAAAAACAUAUUCUCCAAUUGCAAUCUCGCUUGGAUUCUAUGGAAAGGGAGCUACAUGAACUCAAGAAGAAAAAUUCUUCCCUGCAAAUGCAACAGUUUGCUGGAGAAGAAAAAAAUGAGUUACUGGACUACUUGAGAUCAUUAUCACCUGACACGGUUAUCGAACUCUCGGAACCUUCCUGCCCUGGUGUGCAGGAAGCUAUUCAUUCCGUGGUACAUGGUCUUCUAGCAACUCUCUCCCCCAAAAUGCAUGCGAAGCCCCCUCCACCAUCAGAGAACAUGGCUGGUGGAACCCUGAAUUACGGGAAUGGGGAUGAUGACCGUGCUGAACUCGUGGAGGAUGUAUCGAUCCCAUUUCAGCCCCUCAUAUCUAUUCCUCGGGAUCAUCUUGCGCGUCUAUUAUUCUGGUGUAUGCUGCUGGGCCACUACAUCCGAGGCCUCGAGCGCCGGUUAGAGCUUUCACAGCUCCUGGAAAUGCCAAGUGACAUGAGGUUGUGA